Messenger RNA from Drosophila sulfurigaster albostrigata, 1074 nucleotides. RefSeq names its product chymotrypsin-1. The record is from RefSeq and is a predicted model, not a curated record. The transcript has 3 exons. Gene Ontology annotation, molecular function: serine-type endopeptidase activity. Gene Ontology annotation, biological process: proteolysis. Bases 24 to 917 code for a protein of 297 amino acids. NCBI's taxonomy places the organism in Eukaryota, Metazoa, Arthropoda, Insecta, Diptera, Drosophilidae.
AAUUCUAAUGAGCACCUAGUACAAUGUAUAUAAAGCGUCAAAGCCAAGCAAAGUCAAGUAUCAAUUCAAUUCCCAGCCACAUUAUGGAAACUUCACUCUGCCUGCUGCUGCUGUUUGUUUUUCUAACAGUUGCAAAACCCAUGGGCAAUGUAAUAGAUCUGGACGCGUAUUUUGAGAGUGCGGACAGCAGUUCGCAGGAGCGAGUAGUUGGAGGCUAUGAUGUGCCCAACGAUGAAUAUGUUCCAUACCAAAUAUCCAUGCAGUUUCUGACACGCAGCGGCAAGCAACGUCAUUUCUGUGGCGGAUCUCUUAUUGCACCCAAUCGAGUACUUACAGCGGCACAUUGCGUCAAUGGACAGAAUGCCAGCAGGAUCACUGUGGUGGCAGGUGUGAGGGAUUUGAACGAUGAGAGCGGUUUCCGUUCCCAAGUGCAGUCCUAUGAGAUGAACGAGCACUAUGAGGAGUUGGUCACUAGCGACAUUGCUAUACUGAAAAUUGAUCCACCCUUUGAGCUGGAUGGCAAGAGAGUCAGUACCAUCGAUGUGAGCAGCAACGAGCUUGUGGGCGCAGAUCAGGAUGUAAUGCUCACUGGCUGGGGCUCAGUUUUCCAUUUUGGCACUGGUCCUUUUGCCAAGUAUCCCACAGUGCUGCAGAAGCUCUCCUACAAAACGUUGGCCAAUGAUAGGUGCAAGCAGACAAUGACACAGCUGACAGACACCGAGAUUUGUGCCCUGGAGAGAUUCGGAAAGGGCGCAUGCAAUGGUGAUUCUGGCGGCCCAUUGGUUAUGGCGAACGGAGAGUCGCUUAAACAAGUGGGUGUUGUCUCAUAUGGAACCGCUUUCUGUGCUUCUAAUAGUCCAGAUGUCUACACUCGCGUCUCUAUGUUCGACACUUGGAUAAAAGAACGUAUGACAUAGUGGCAUGCUUUAAACCAAAAUGAAUUGAUUUUAUGCAAGCAGUGUAAAAUUAUGCUAAGCAGUGCUGAGCAAAUGUUGACUGCUUGCUUCAGUAUUUUCACCUCACUUUGCAUUGCAUAUUUUAGGGCUUCUUGAAAAAAUGAAAUGAAACAUUACA